UCCGCAGGUGGAGGAGUCAGAAUGUGUGUAAGCCAGCCCAGCCACAGGCUGCAGGGGCCGGAGGGGCUGACUGAGAAGACAUGUGGGCAGCUCACCUGCGGUGCCGAUCUCUCGCUGCUACCUGCCCGUGUCGGUUCUGGCACUGCAGCAGCAAACCGUCUACUGGGCCGAAGCCUCGGCUGCCCGCGUGCUCUGGAGCCCGGCGUGCCCGCUGCUCCCCACCGCGCAGUUUUGGCUCGAUGCUGAACCCGACCGGCCCGUCAGCGGCCCGCUGCCAACCCGAGGGCGGUAGGGCCGCCCCCCACGCACUCUUGCAGCCAUCGCCUCUCGCUGGCGCCGCGGCCCGGCCCUCGCCGCGCAACUGCAUCUCCCAGCGGCCCGCGGCACCGCGCUACCGGCCCGGCCUGGCGAGGGACGGCCCCGGCGGUCAGCGCGGCGAGGCGUGCUCCGGCCGCGGCAGGCAUUAUGCUGCUGGAGAUAUUCUUGAUUCUGGGGGCAAUCAUCAUCUACUUCUUACUUUCCAAGAAGAAAGAAGAGACGCUCCCAUUCAAAGAGGGAUGGUGGGGCAAGGGACAGAAGCCUGACACUGAAGAAGAUACAACAAUUUGGCCAUUCAAGGUGGAAACUACAGAAGAAGAGCUGAGCGACUUAUUUAGGAGACUUGAUCAGGCUAGAUUCACUGAGCCACUGGAGGACAGUUGCUUCCAUUAUGGGAUUAACUCAGCGUAUCUCCGGAAGGUUGUCUCCUACUGGAAAAACCAGUUCAACUGGAAGAAACAAGUUGAAGUUCUUAACAAGUACCCACACUUCAAAACUAAGAUUCAAGGCAUUGAUAUCCAUUUUGUUCAUGUAAAACCUCCUCAUUUGCCUGAAGGCCAGUCUGCAAAGCCAUUAUUAAUGGUUCAUGGUUGGCCUGGCUCAUUUUAUGAAUUUUACAAAAUUAUCCCUCUCCUGACUGAUCCUGCCAGCCACGGACUCAGCAAUGAACACAUAUUUGAAGUCAUUUGUCCUUCUAUCCCUGGAUACGGCUUCUCAGAAGCACCUCACAAAAAAGGCUUUGAUUCUGUAAGCGCUGCUUCUGUAUUUUAUGAACUGAUGCUCAGACUGGGAUUCCACAAGUUCUACGCACAAGGUGGUGACUGGGGCUGGCUCAUUUGCACCAAUCUGGCCCAGAUAGCUCCCAACCAUCUGAAAGGUCUUCAUUUAAAUCUAGCCUCAGUUACCAACAUGGGGUUCACCCACCUGCUCUCCAUUCUGCUGGGCCGUUAUCUUCCCGGGCUCUUUGGCUUCCACGAGGAAGAUGUCAGACGGAUGUUUCCCUUCUUGAAGAAAGGGCUCUACAGGAUAUUGGCGGAGUCUGGCUAUGCUCACAUACAGGCUACAAGACCUGAUACUGUUGGCUGUGGUUUGAAUGACUCCCCUGUAGGACUGGCUGCAUACAUCUUGGAGAAAUUUUCUGUGUGGACCAAUCUAGAAUUCCGUAACUUAGAAGAUGGAGGACUAGAGAGGAAGUUUAACCUGGACGAUCUUCUCACCAACAUCAUGAUCUAUUGGGUGUCAGGCUGCAUCGUCUCCUCAAUGCGUUUCUACAAAGAAAAUCUGCAGAAAGGGAUAGGCACGCAGAAACAUGAGAAGCUCACAGCACAAGUACCUACUGGCAUUGCCUCCUUUCCUAAUGAAGUCAUGCACACACCCCAGGCUUGGGCCCAGAAGAAGUACACCAACAUAGUUUCCUUCCAUUUCAUGCCCCGAGGUGGCCACUUUGCAGCAUUGGAGGAACCUGAACUUCUUGCUGAAGAUAUUCUGCAGUUUGUUGGGAAAGUAGAGAAAGAGCAACUCUGGACAAAGAAAAGAGAGUAACUCCCCUUAGGAAAAGGAGGGUAAUUGCCUAUAGCUUAGCACAUGUACAGGCCUUAGUAAGUCUACUGUAAUCAGUGUAAUUAGAUCUUCUUCUUGACCAGAUGUUAGAGGACAGCAAGAAAAAGGCAGGAUAGCUAGAUAAAAUACAGCUUUAGAAACUUAUAUCUUCCUAUUUUUAAAUGUGCAGCUAGGCUAAGAACAUAGCAUGAGGGUUGCUUGAUUAUUUUCCUCCCUCAACAGAGACUUCUAAAAUCUGUUCUGUAACACUACUGCCUCAUACACAGAAAUUGAAAAAUAGACCUUCCUACUAAUUAUGCUCAUUUUAAUUGUUACUAACAGCUUUUCUCCAUGACAGCAGUAAAAACUGAGUUGGUGUACGUGAGAGAUUCCUCACAUAAACAAUGGGGAACAGCCUAACGAGACCUAGCUUGAAUGACUGCGUCCAUUAAUCAGCAUUGAUCUACAGUGCCCAGUAAGCCAGCCAGCUGGCUGCCUUUCUCUUACAGCCUGUGCUGUUAAGCAGCUUUCUGGCUGUGAGAAAGCUCCGCUCCCCUGCACCAGGCUCCCAGGAAAACAAUGUGUGAGGAGCAGCUGAAGCAUCAGCUGAGUGCCUGAGCCACAUCGGCUCCCAUAGCCAAACAAGAAGGGGGAGCAGGGAUAGAAGUAAUUAUAGGCCAAGCUACCUCUGCAUUGAAUUUCUGCUCUUAACUAAAAUGUAAAAGCCCUGGCAGGCUCAAGACCCAGUAGCUUUGCACUGUUUCUGCAGAGUAUUGUAAACACCUCAUAUUAAAGAAUAAAACAUUGAUUAACUUGAAAUUAAAAAGGAAUUUGCUUUAAACUUUGAAUAAUGCUUGCACAUGAAUAUUUGUUUUGCAUCUUUGAACAGGUGAGAUUUUGCUUGGUGACAGCAAAAGUAAAUGUCAAUUUAGAAACUA
Molecule: messenger RNA, 2795 nt
Organism: Numida meleagris (helmeted guineafowl)
Lineage: Eukaryota; Metazoa; Chordata; Aves; Galliformes; Numididae
Gene: EPHX1
Product: epoxide hydrolase 1
Exons: 9
Coding region: 466-1860 (464 amino acids)
Biological process (GO): epoxide metabolic process
Molecular function (GO): epoxide hydrolase activity
Source: RefSeq, a predicted model, not a curated record